GGUCUUAAAGGCCAUCUUUCAAUUUAAUUUUAUAACUUAAUUUAUACAGAAUAUUGCAUGAAAAUGUAAAUUUAAAAAGACAUACAUAAGAAUACAUAUGUUUUACAACACCCACGGGCAGAAAUUAAGAAAAAAAAGUGCCUAUUCUAAGCUACGCUCCAAAAACCCGCCUUUUCCCAGAGAACGCGUCAUAUGACGUAACGACAGGCAAACAUAGGCGCUGCAGCCCUGGUUCUCAGUGUGGGUUUACGUAGUCUGAGAGGUGGAAACAGAAAAUAGAGAUUGUCGUUCUCGUUAUUAUAGUUAUAGUAGGUUUGAGUUGUCACAAUGGUGAAUUCUUGUGUUUGUUUUGGAUGCAACAACUCCAACUUGUCUGGCCAUCGGGUCCACCGAUUUCCAAACAAGAAACACAAAGAUUUCCGUGCUUGGAUACGUUUCGUCCAGGCAAAGAGAAGCAAUUUCGCUGCCUCCUCGUUGACAAGACACACGGUGGUAUGUGAAAAACACUUCACACCGGACAGCUACAACCAAGGAGAUCUUAUGGAAUUUCGCAUGGGAUUUCGACGAAAAGAGUGGGUUAGGCUGGCAAAUGGAGCUGUGCCAUCGGUGCAUGCAGGUCCACCUGCAAAAUCUGGCGGGAGUGAAGAGUCUAACGUUAAUGUUAGCACUAGGAGAGAAUCUGCGCGUCGAAAAAGGGAGCUUUGCACAAUUUUGGGAGAGAGUGCUGCCAGCAAAGACGGGGGCGGUGCAACUGCCACUUCAGAUCCUGAAGAUGAUGGAGAUGGAGACAUCUCUACAAUGGACCCUGAGCCAGAAGUGGUCCAUCGUGGAUCACAGUGCAACAUAAGAUGUUUACAUCGUUCAUUAGGUGUUCAGGAAAAGCCUCAGAUGGUGGAUGUGGGGACUCCACUGGCCAGUCCUGAACAAAGUGAUGAUGAAUGGUCAUUUUCUGAUAUCAUCAACCAUUCUGGUGAUAUGUCAUGGAGUCCAGGGGAGGAGAUGUUGAGCGAGUCCUCUGAGGAGGAACCAGAAGAGCUGGAAUCUCUCACUGACCCAAAUGCUGUUGACAAGUUCAUUGUUUGCCAGAGGCAGUUGCUGUCCUUGUUCACGGUUUGCUCUGCAUGCUGCGGGGAAACCCAGGGACACAUAAUGCACCCGGAAGGAACUUUCAUAAAAGUCAAGCAGGCCUGCGGAACUUGUGGUUAUGAGCGUUACUGGCAAAACCAAGAGAAGGUGCAUCGAAACAUGCCUGCCUGCAACCUUUUACUCAGCGGUGCCAUCCACUUCUCAGGUUGCAUGGCUUCUCAGACAAUCAGGAUGCUGAAGCUGUUUGGACUGCAGUGCAUAAGUCCUGGCACUUUUUUCUGCCAUCAGCGCUAUUACUCUAUCCCUACCAUCAUGCAGGCCUGGAGGAAUGAGUUAUCACUUAAAAACUUCUCUUGGCAGCCCUACAUUUCAAUAGUAAUGGCAACAGAGAUGUAGCGCGAACUAGUGAGGGUGAGGGACGCUACGCUGUUCGCUACCCACGGUUUCGGAAAGGUGGCUGGGUAGUCCACCCCAUCAAGGAGAAACCAUCUUACGUAUACGCAACAAAUCUUAUGGUCUCUCUGGUAGAGGAAUACUGCAAGACACCGCAGGCCCUCUGCUGCACCGCCCCCCUCACCUCUUCCGUCCAGAAGGUUGCCAAGGAUGAGGCAGUCAGCCUCAAUCUCGCACGACACUCACGUUUUAACAUGUAAUAAAAGAUCAAUUUUA
Messenger RNA from Carassius gibelio (silver crucian carp), 1755 nucleotides. RefSeq lists its product as uncharacterized. NCBI's taxonomy places the organism in Eukaryota, Metazoa, Chordata, Actinopteri, Cypriniformes, Cyprinidae. The record is from RefSeq and is a predicted model, not a curated record. Gene Ontology annotation, molecular function: sequence-specific DNA binding. Bases 328 to 1482 code for a protein of 384 amino acids. The transcript has 7 exons.